This is a messenger RNA of Mesitornis unicolor (brown roatelo), 657 nucleotides long. Its product is annotated as homeobox protein aristaless-like 4. The coding region runs from base 1 to 657 and encodes 218 amino acids. The record is from RefSeq and is a predicted model, not a curated record. Lineage: Eukaryota; Metazoa; Chordata; Aves; Mesitornithiformes; Mesitornithidae. The transcript has 4 exons.
AUGAAUGCUGAUACUUGUGUUUCUUAUUGUGAUCCGGCUGCCAUGGAUUCCUACUACAACGCAGCCUCCCAGGGCACAGAAGGCUCCUCGCCUUUUAGGGCAUUUCAAGCAAGUGACAAGUUCAGCCCUACUUUCCUGGCCAGCAAAGGACAAGGCUUUUCCCUGGAUGGCAGCGUGCAGACUCCGGGCUCCGCCGGGGCUCCGGCCGCCUUUAGUAAAUACCCUCCACAACAGCAGCAGCCGCCGCAUCUCUACAUGCAGCGAGGCCCCUGCAAAACCCCCCCGGAAAACAACCUCAAGCUGCAAGAGAGCAGCGGCCACAACGGAGCCCUGCAGGUCUCCUGUUACGAGAUGCUGUCCCGGCCUGGAUUCAGCGCGCCGCCGCUGACUGGGGUGGCCGUGCUCCCCAUCCUCGAUGCGCUCGUUCACCGUGACCCUGCCGGACAGCGACAACGACAGGGCCGCACCGGCGUCUCCGAGGAGCCUCUAAAACGGGCGGUGAUUGCGGGGUGCGGGCGGCGGAGAGCCGAGAGAAGCCCGGGUUGCAAAGCCCAUGAUGCCGGCUUAGCCUGCGAUGACACAUUACAACCCCCGGUAGAGCCACACGAAUUUAUCACCCUCUUUAAUGCCACCGAGGUGUCCUCCGAUUUAUUUUGA